Messenger RNA from Impatiens glandulifera, 1618 nucleotides. RefSeq names its product glycerol-3-phosphate acyltransferase 5-like. Gene Ontology annotation, molecular function: glycerol-3-phosphate 2-O-acyltransferase activity; phosphatase activity. Gene Ontology annotation, biological process: cutin biosynthetic process. NCBI's taxonomy places the organism in Eukaryota, Viridiplantae, Streptophyta, Magnoliopsida, Ericales, Balsaminaceae. The transcript is spliced from 2 exons. The record is from RefSeq and is a predicted model, not a curated record. The coding region runs from base 1 to 1485 and encodes 494 amino acids. Gene Ontology annotation, cellular component: membrane.
AUGGAUUCGAUAAUCUCGGAAUUUGAAGGAACCCUACUAGGGGACCCGGACCCUUUUUCGUACUUCAUGUUGAUUGCAUUUGAGGCUUCGGGUCUGAUCCGGUUCACAAUAUUAUUGAUACUAUGGCCAUUGAUCUUUAUCAUGCGUCUAGCUGGGAUGAGGGAUGUUGCGUUCAAGCUUAUGGUUUUUGUGGCUACCUUUGGAGUUCACGUGCGGGAGAUAGAGGCUGUGGCGAGGGCGGUUUUACCGAAGUUCUUUAUGGAUGAUAUGGACAUGGGUGCUUGGAGAGUGUUUAGUUCGUAUGGGAAAAAGGUGGUGGUGACAAAGAUGCCUAGGGUUAUGAUUGAGAGGUUUGCAAAAGACCAUUUAGGUGCGGACCAUGUUGUUGGGAGCGAACUUGUUGUGCGGUUCAACCGAGCAACCGGUUUUUUAAAGGAGGAUGGUGGUUCGAUCUAUGAUCGAAUCAAGGAGUUGGUUAGGGAUGAGAAACCCGAUAUGGGGUUGGGGAGGCCUGAAUUUUCUUCUACUUUCUUAUCUCUAUGCAAGGAACAAUGCCACCCGCCGUACACCGUCACCGACGACGACUACGAACUGGCCGGCCCUUCGCCGGUGAUAUUCCACGACGGCCGUCUAGUGAAGCGGCCCACUCCUUUCACAGCCGCCCUGAUCCUCCUCUGGAUCCCUUUCGGCAUAGUUUUAGCCAUAGUUCGAAUUUUGAUCGGAAUUCUAGUACCCAUGUGGAUGGUCCCUCAUCUAUCAGCCGUCUUUGGCGGAAAAGUCGUAGUUAAGGGCAACAAACCCCCGCCAGCCUCUACUACCAACAACGGGGUACUCUUUGUAUGCACUCACCGAACCCUGAUGGACCCAGUUGUCCUCUCUUCGGUCCUACAACGACGCGUACCAGCCGUUACUUAUUCCAUCAGCCGUCUCUCUGAAAUUCUAUCUCCAAUUCCAACUGUCCGAUUAACGCGUAAUCGGAAUGUUGAUGCAGAACGGAUCAAAAGAGAAUUGUCAUUUGGAGAUCUUGUGGUUUGCCCUGAAGGAACCACUUGUAGAGAACCGUUCUUGUUAAGAUUCAGUGCCUUGUUUGCGGAGCUAACUGAUAGGAUUGUGCCGGUAGCAAUGAAUUAUAGAGCGGGUUUGUUUCAUGGAACUACAGCUAGAGGAUGGAAGGCAUUGGAUCCUAUAUUCUUCUUGAUGAAUCCUCGACCGAUUUAUGAGGUAACUUUUCUUAAUUUGUUGCCAAAGGAGGCUACAUGUUCAUCAGGGAAGAGUCCACAUGAAGUGGCGAAUUAUGUGCAGAGGAUUUUAGCUGCAUCUUUGGGAUUUGAGUGUACUAAUUAUACUAGAAAAGAUAAGUAUCGUGUUUUAGCUGGAAACGAUGGGAUAGUGGUGAAUAAUACCUCGAACAGGGAGAUGAUGAAGAAAUUUAUGUCGAAUUGUUUUGGUAAAGUUGAGAGUGGUUUCAAGCUUUUCAUUCGUUGAAAAGUUAUGGGUACUUAAUAAUUGUGUUUGUUUUUGUAAAAAAAAAUGGAUAUGGUUUCUUUAAUUUGUUCCUUGGAGAUCGAGGAUUAUUUUGCCUUAAUGGUGUUUAAUAAUAUAUGUAUUGUUUUGCAAA